Messenger RNA from Musa acuminata subsp. malaccensis (wild Malaysian banana), 1745 nucleotides. Lineage: Eukaryota; Viridiplantae; Streptophyta; Magnoliopsida; Zingiberales; Musaceae. The record is from RefSeq and is a predicted model, not a curated record.
UUCAACUUGAAGAUAUUUCUGACCAAAAAUUCAGUGAUGCCGACACAGGAUCUAUCAAGCACUGGCAUUGCCCUUGGGGUUACACUGUUAUAGACUGUAUAUUGCCAUCUUAUAAACAGCUAUUGGAAGAGAACUUUUUAUUACUAUCUAAUACGACCUUUGCAGCAGCUGAUAUACAGAUGAAAAAUGCUAGCUGGUGGUCUCAAAGAACCAUGCUUAACAACCGCCUAAACAAAUUGCUGAAAAGCAUGGAAAUUUCAUGGUUGGGACCCUGGGGUUGUUUGCUUUUGGGUGAGCGUUCAGUCCCAGACCGUAUUGAGAAAUUGGUUCACAAAUUAAUCAGUGUUCUGAAAUCUGAAGGAAAAUUUGAAAUAAAUUAUACUCUCAUCAGUGCUAUCAUUGGUGGUGCGAAGUCUGUAGCUGAUGCAGAAUCGUGCAUCAAUCAGUUAUUAUUAUACAAGGGAUAUUUUGGUCGGGGUGCAUGCUGCGGGGAGGAAAGGUUUAGGGCUUUCUCUGCUGUUGCACAGACAGGACUUGCGACUGAGUUCAUUCAUGAUUUAAUAAAAGAAGCAUUAGCUGAAUAUGCAGAACAAGUUGCAAGAGAGCCAGUAAUUAUAGUACUGGAUUCAGAUGUUCAGAUGCUACCAUGGGAAAACCUACCAAUAUUGAGGAGUCAGGAAGUUUAUCGCAUGCCAUCCGUAAGCAGUAUCUUUUUAACACUUGACAAAAGCUGUUCCCAUCACAAAAGAGACAGCGGAUUUGGCACCAUCAUUCCUGCUAUUGACCCUUUAAAUGCUUACUACUUGUUAAACCCUAGUGGAGAUCUCAAUGAUACACAAUUGGAGUUUGAGCAAUGGUUCAGAAACCAAGAGUUGGAGGGGAAAGCUGGAAACCUUCCUGAUACUAAAGAGCUAAUUAUGGCUUUGCAAAAUCAUGAUCUGUUCCUUUACUUUGGUCAUGGAAGUGGUACCCAGUAUAUUCCAGAAAAAGAAGUUCAGAAAUUGCAUCAUUGUGCAGCCACUCUUCUUAUGGGUUGUAGCAGCGGUUCACUUCUGCAUAGAGGGUGUUAUGCUCCUCAAGGUGCUCCUCUCUCCUAUUUGUUUGCUGGUUCGCCUUCUGUCAUUGCGAACCUCUGGGAUGUGACAGACAAGGAUAUUGACCGGUUCGGAAAGGCAUUGCUUAAGUCAUGGUUGCACGAAGAAUUAGUUGCCCUUAGCAAUUCCACUAGGGAUGGUCAGUUAGUGCAACAGUUUAGUUGCAUGAGCAUGGACGACGAUGUGGCUUUGACCUCUGUCAAGACUAGAAGGAAAGUGUACGAUGGAAAGUUGCGUAAUUUAUCUGAUGGCAGCAACCGGGGUUGCAGGAGAAACAGGAUUGCAUCAUUCAUGAGCCAAGCACGAGAUUCAUGCAAACUCCCUAUGCUGAUCGGAGCAUCUCCUGUUUGUUAUGGAGUACCAACAGUUAUAUGGAAGAAAUCACCAUCAUGAAGUGGUCUCCGAGCAAUAUCGCCCUUGUACAUGAAGGAAUAUUCCAGGCAAGCCUAGCCAUUUGGAUGCUGCAUUGUAUGUCUCAAGCCGUAUCAACUUAAGCAGUCGCCUUGGUUUCGGCACUGAGACAAAAAAAAGACUCCUCCGUAUGCACCCUAGCACACUCAAAUUUUACAUACCCUUGUAUACUUAAAGCAUGUUACGAUAAUUGUAGCAUAUUGCAUUGAAUUGUAUAGAAGGUGCUAUUGUUGCUUCCUA